CCUUCCUAAAGGUUCGCUCAACAAGAGCCGGUUGCCGUAUUGGGACUGUACCUAACAUCAACAACCUCCUGGAUAGCCGAAACGUCUUCGAUCCAUCCGCCGUCUUGGCUUAACAACCUCCCCCGGCCCCGAUUAAGAGCCGAAGCGUUAGUGGUUGUUGACCGCUGAACCUCCCAACAAUGCAGCCACCUCACGUACUCAGAGUUCCGGGUCCGCCUCUCGUAAUCGAGGCAGCGCCCCUCACGCGCGAAGCAUUUGCGCCAUUCGGCGAUGUAAUCGAGAACCCGCGACCCCAUGUCCACCCAUCCUCGGUCGGCGGAAACUCAAACACGCCCUCGCUUCCCUUCGACGCCGUACCCGCCAACCAAGGGUCCGCCAUCAAAUACCAGCAUGUAUCCCGCCCGGUCAACCUCUACGACCAGGCCCCAAGCGGCCGUCCGGGAUCAGCAAUCAUGAGCGUGUUUGUGUGCGCAGCCCGCGCCCGCGUGAUGAUGAUGAUGCCGGACCCAGCUGCUCCGACCUCGGCCCCCGGUGCGGGACAGCCACCACCAUCACCACCACCACCAUCAUCAGACGUGACCAUCAAGGUCUCCAUCCUCGAACGCCACCCGUUCACAACCCAGACCUUCAUCCCGCUACCCGCCAACCCGGCAGCGCACUACCUUGUCAUCGUAGCCCCGACUCUCCCCAGUAGUGACCCCACCACCAUCGCGGGCGGCGAUGAGGCGGCGGCGGCGCUCCCAGUCCCGACCCGUCUCCCGCCCUCUGCCGCCGCCGCCAGCUACCCGCGUCCCCUGCCCGGCGGCGGGUUGCCCGACGUGCGACGUCUCCGCGCCUUCGUGGCGACGGCCCGCCAGGCGGUCACCUACGGGGCCGGGACGUGGCAUGCGCCGAUGGUGGCGCUGGGCGAGGCCGGGACGGCGGUGGAUUUCGUCGUGGCGCAGUUUGCCAACGGGGUUGGAGUGGAGGAUUGUCAGGAGGUGGUGUUGGCUUUGGACAGCAGCAGCAGCAGCAGCACGGGACAUGAUGGCGGUGCUGUUUGGGUCAAGUUGAAGUUGAAACCGGGCUCGUUGGUGGUGGCGGGGAGCAGGAGGACGGAGAUGGCGAAACUGUGAUCUCCAACUGUGAAAGAAUGGUUGGCUACUAGGUACCUUGUAUGAGAUGAGAGUUUAGCGUCGGAGUGCCUCUGGAGUUAGUUUGCUAUACAUACAAUACCGUACCUAGGUAGGCAGUUCGACGGCUUAAUUAGGUUGUUCUGUUGUAGACUGGGAAACAAGGCACCAUUCUCCCAGGGAACGGAAUGUUAUUACCAUCGGGAGAGGAGAUGGUGAUCACGAAGAGCAGA
Messenger RNA from Chaetomium strumarium, 1345 nucleotides. RefSeq names its product ureidoglycolate hydrolase. The transcript has a single exon. The record is from RefSeq and is a predicted model, not a curated record. Lineage: Eukaryota; Fungi; Ascomycota; Sordariomycetes; Sordariales; Chaetomiaceae. The coding region runs from base 180 to 1115 and encodes 311 amino acids. Gene Ontology annotation, molecular function: ureidoglycolate lyase activity; ureidoglycolate hydrolase activity. Gene Ontology annotation, biological process: allantoin catabolic process.